AUGACAAAAGUGGAUAUCAAGAAUUACCUUGAAAAAAUAUACAAUGUGCCGGUAGCUGCUGUGAGGACCAGGAUACAGUAUGGUGCAAACAACAAGAGGAAUCACAAGAAUCAGAGAGUGAAGAAGCCAGAUUACAAGGUCGCCUAUGUACAGCUGGGCCAAGGACAAACCUUUCAGUUUCCCAACCUAUUUCCAGACAAAGAACAAGACACAGAAACUCGCUCUUUUGAUGACUUCAAGAAUAAAUAUAUGGAGAGAGAGAAGCAGAGGCAGAAAGGUGACCCCAGACGAGGUGGAGUCCCCGAUUGGUUUGGACUUUGAUGCAACAAGCCAGCUGCCUUUCUUUAGGCUCAGAGGGAUUUUGAUCAGCAGAACUUGCACUCUUCCCUUCUUGUAAUGACUGAAUGUUUAUUCUUGAGCAGCCCUUGCUAGCGUGUCUUUUUUUCCUGGCUGUUUGUGCACAACUACAACAAAAAGGCCCUAAAGAAAUAAAAAGGUAAAAUAAAUCUGACUUGCAUCAGGU
Messenger RNA from Aptenodytes forsteri (emperor penguin), 523 nucleotides. It is a transcript of the gene MRPL23, whose product is annotated as mitochondrial ribosomal protein L23. Gene Ontology annotation, molecular function: structural constituent of ribosome. The transcript has 3 exons. The coding region runs from base 1 to 321 and encodes 106 amino acids. Lineage: Eukaryota; Metazoa; Chordata; Aves; Sphenisciformes; Spheniscidae. Gene Ontology annotation, biological process: mitochondrial translation. Gene Ontology annotation, cellular component: mitochondrial large ribosomal subunit; ribosome. The record is from RefSeq and is a predicted model, not a curated record.